CGCCCCUCUUUGAACCCUAUUCAGACGUCCACCCACUGAGACGACUUUGGCGCGUUUCUGGGACCAUAUCCUGCUUAUUGGACCGAGCCUGUGGCUUCGGAUCUGGAACGGCUUUGUUGCGUUUCUGGGGGCUUUAUCCUGCUUAUUGGAGCGAUUCCGGAAGUCUUGGGUCGGUACAGUUUGAAGCGACUUUGGGUCUGUUUCGAGGGUAAAUGACUGUUUCUCAAAAGUGUGGUUAUCUGGUGGCCAAUAUACUACUACUCAGGUCCUUCCACUUGUCACUCUCCUCACUCACUUUGAAGUUGCCAAUUUCUGUAGUCCUCAUCGUCAUACCCGCUCAACGUACAUACAAUAUACAGUGCAGCCUCGGACAAUGUGCGGACGCACCGCCUUGGCGCUGGAUCCAACUGAUAUACAAAGCCGCACAGGGGCCGUGCGUUGGUCCAACCCCGACUCCUAUCGGUCUUCUCGCAACGUCGCGCCUACCCGUUAUCAACCCGUUUUACGAAAAGAUACAGAGAAUGGGGGCCAGAGGUACCUGCAGUGCAUGAAGUGGGGCCUAAUCCCCUCGUGGACGAAACAACUCCCGACGUACGCCAACGCCUUGCAAACGAUCAAUGCGCGGGACGACCGCCUCAAAGAAGGAAAAUCUAUGUGGUCAGGGAUGAAGCACAGUAAACGAUGCGUCGUAAUUGCAGAAGGAUUUUUUGAAUGGGUGAAGAAGGGCAAAGAGAGGCAGCCGUAUUACGUGCAAUGGGAAGAUAAGCGGCUGAUGUAUUUCGCGGGACUAUGGGAUCGGGCGACCAUUGACGGGCAACACAUUGAGAGUUACACAAUCAUCACGACUUCCUCCAGUAACGCGCUAUCGUGGUUGCAUGACAGGAUGCCCGCGAUUCUGCGGUCCGAGGAGGAGGUCGAUAAAUGGCUUGAUCCGAACACGAAGUUUACGGACGACAUUGCUCGUCUCAUUCGGCCGACAGAGGAAGGGCUUUCCUGGUAUCCCGUGUCAAAGUUUGUGAGCAAAACAGGCAAUGACUCCGUUGAAUGCGUGACGCCAAUCGAACUCAAACCGGAACCUCCGACGAAGCCGAACGGGAACAUUAUGAACUUCUUCAAGAAGGCUGCCCCAAAAUCUACCGAGAAAACGAGCGAGAGGAGCGGAAAGAGUUCGUCACCUGCUCCCAAAGCGAGUCUGCAGAAUUGGUUGAAGAAGGAGGAUGGUUCGCCAACGAAGCGAAAGCGGGAUGAUGACCACCCAAGGGAAAUACAACCCGAAGAGGAUAUGAAGGCGAAGGAUGAAGAACCAGAGAGUAAGCGGAGCAAACGAGAUGAAACGGUGGAAGAAGCCGGCGAUGAGGUUUUCAAGGACGAGCAGCUGGAUCUGUUAGAAAACGCCUGAUAGUCCUAGCCACCGUGUAGGCUGAUGUCAGGGGCGCUGUCAGUCCAUCGCUCAUCGAUUGUAAAUAGUAAAGCCACUAUUAAACGUCUCUUCCUCUGGUCGCUUCUGAACCUAGUAAGUUUUGGCUGCCAUGCCAUACUGUUCCAUUUGAUCGCUCCACUGGGCUCCCCCCUUUGGGAAGAGCCAGCGAGCGACCUUCGCGGGCGAAACCGCGUAUACGUAUAUUAACAACGAUAAUAAAUACAUAUGAUCCAGCACAUCUUUGGACCCAACGACGCCGGAUCGCGCACGGC
Messenger RNA from Fimicolochytrium jonesii, 1692 nucleotides. RefSeq lists its product as uncharacterized. Gene Ontology annotation, molecular function: single-stranded DNA binding. The record is from RefSeq and is a predicted model, not a curated record. Gene Ontology annotation, biological process: DNA damage response. Bases 374 to 1399 code for a protein of 341 amino acids. The transcript is spliced from 4 exons. Lineage: Eukaryota; Fungi; Chytridiomycota; Chytridiomycetes; Spizellomycetales; Powellomycetaceae.